This is a messenger RNA of Tinamus guttatus (white-throated tinamou), 1449 nucleotides long. The record is from RefSeq and is a predicted model, not a curated record. Lineage: Eukaryota; Metazoa; Chordata; Aves; Tinamiformes; Tinamidae.
UUGUGCUGGCUGUGGGAAGCGCCGUCUUCGAUGCGAUGUUCAAUGGUGGAAUGGCCACGACCUCGACGGAGAUCGAGCUGCCCGACGUGGAGCCCGCUGCCUUCCUCGCUCUGCUCAAAUUUCUUUAUUCAGACGAAGUUCAGAUCGGACCAGAGACUGUUAUGACAACACUUUACACAGCUAAAAAAUACGCAGUCCCGGCGCUCGAAGCUCAUUGUGUGGAGUUUCUCAAGAAGAACCUCCGAGCAGACAACGCGUUCAUGCUGUUAACCCAGGCAAGGCUUUUUGACGAGCCUCAGCUGGCCAGCCUUUGCCUAGAGAACAUAGACAAGAACACGUCUGACGCCAUCAAUGCGGAGGGGUUUACAGACAUUGAUCUGGACACCCUGGUUGCAGUGCUGGAGAGGGACACGCUGGGGAUCCGGGAGGUGCGUUUGUUUAACGCGGUGGUUCGCUGGUCGGAGGCUGAGUGUCAACGGCAGCAACUUCAGGUGAUUCCAGAGAACAAGCGGAAAGUGCUGGGCAAAGCGCUUUCCCUUAUCCGCUUCCCAUUGAUGACUAUUGAGGAGUUUGCAGCAGGAGCGGCAGGGUCAGCGGAGCCCCGGCAUCGCGACCGGGCCCUGCAGCCGCCCGCGGUGCUCGUGAGCCUCUUCCUGCACUUCACCGUGAACCCCAAGCCGCGCGUGGAGUUCAUCGACCGGCCGCGCUGCUGCCUGCGGGGCAAGGAGUGCAGCAUCAGCCGCUUCCAGCAAGUGGAGAGCCGCUGGGGCUACAGCGGCACCAGCGACAGGAUCAGGUUCUCAGUAAAUAAAAGGAUAUUUGUAGUUGGGUUUGGAUUAUACGGAUCCAUACAUGGGCCAACGGAUUACCAAGUAAAUAUACAGAUCAUCCACACGGACAGUAACACCGUCCUGGGCCAGAACGACACGGGCUUCAGCUGCGACGGCUCCUCCAACACCUUCCGCGUCAUGUUCAAGGAGCCCGUGGAGAUUUUACCCAACGUCAACUACACGGCGUGUGCUACUCUCAAGGGUCCAGAUUCCCACUACGGAACCAAAGGACUGCGCAAAGUGAUCCACGAAUCACCCACCACAGGAGCCAAAACCUGCUUCACGUUCUGCUACGCGGCUGGGAAUAACAACGGCACUUCUGUGGAAGAUGGACAAAUCCCAGAGAUCAUCUUCUAUACAUAGUCCAGCUGCCCGGUUGGCUCUGGACUUUUCCGUUCUCUUCCCCGUUGACCUUCCAAACUAAAUUUCUGGCUGAGUUUGACCACACCAAUUGGAGCCACACUAGCCAAAGGUCUCAGUAAAAUCAUUUCAAAGCUCAUGUUUUGCCUUGUGCUAGUGAUUCUGCUGCUAUCAUGUACCAGAGUAACUGGUUUACCAGUGUCAGUCGUAGAUUGUCCGUGGCUACUCAUUUUUCACCUUACUGAUUAACCCUAUCUAA